UUUUGCCGAAGAGAACAUGCCCUAAAGGGCUCAAUUCCAUCAUCAAUUGGUCAGCUUGUUUUUUUGGAAAGUUUAAUGAUGAAUAACAAUAAACUAACUGGUAUUUUACCAGAUUCCCUUGGUAAUCUUCUUAAAAUCAAUAAAAUCUUCUUAGGGGGAAAUAUGAUCACAGGACAUAUUCCUUCAAGUUUAGGACGUCUAACUACAUUAGGAAACUUGGACUUACAAGACAACCAAUUUAUAGGACUCGUACCGGCGAGUUUAGGCAAUCUCAGCCUCAUGGGAUUGAGUCUUUCCAGGAAUAAACUUGUUGGCCCGCUUCCUCCUCAAAUUGCUCAAAUUCAAGGAUUGAAUUACCUAGAUUUAUCAUAUAAUCCACUUGAAUUAGGGCAAAUACCAAAUUGGUUAGCCAAAAUUAAUCUCUUUUCACUAAGGUUAGUCAACACUAGAAUCAAGGGAAAUUUACCUCAAUGGCUAUCUUCAUCAUCAAUAGGUACACUUGACCUAUCGUGUAAUGAACUUAAAGGUACAUUACCUACAUGGUUAGGUAACAUGAGCAUAUUAUGGUCCCUUAACUUAUCUAAUAAUGGAUUUUACUCUACCAUCCCUAAUGAAUUCAAAAAUUUGUCUUUGCAAUCCGUUGAUCUUCACUCAAACAACUUCUCAGGCCCUUUGGAAUUUCUUUUUGAUCUUCCAAGGGCGAAAUAUUAUUACUUGGACGUGUCAGGUAACGCGUUUACAGGUCCGAUUGACAAAGAUAUUGGUAGCAAGCUUGCCAUGGAACCAAUUACUUCCUUAAUAUUGUCAAAUAAUCCAUUGGGAGGGAGGAUACCUGAGUCAAUUGGGAACUUGACUCGAUUGCAAGUGUUAGAAUUAGCGGAAAACCAAAUUUUAGGGACAAUUCCUAAGAAGGUGUUGAAUUUGGAAAAAUUGGAAGAAUUUGAUGUCUCAAGGAAUAGAUUAUAUGGGGAAAUUCCACCCCAUAAGGCUAACAUUCCUACUUCUUCAUUUUUAGGUAAUUCUGAUCUUUGUGGGACUCCAUUACCUCCUUGUAAACAUUUAUAGUUAGCUCAGAAGCUUUGUUAUUGAUUCCAUUAUCUCCUUGAAAUUCGGUUUUCAGUUAUGUAAUAAAUAAAAAUGAUUUAAUAAGAAAUAAUAUGUUGAUUGUUUAUCAUGCGAGAAAUGGAUUGUAUUUGUAUUACCUAAUCUGUCUUUGUUCUCGUUUUCCUCAUACUCGUUACAAGGAGAUUGCUACAUCUACCCACUGGGUAAACUACCCAUUAGAAAUAGACAAUUAAAAAAUAAAUAAUUAUAUUGAGUUGGACUCUAUUUAUUAUUAAUGUCUAUCUCUAGUGAAUAGAUUAUCCGGUGGGUUGACAAAGUUUUUUCCAUAUUACAAGGACGCAUAUAUUAGUGGCAUGUUGUGGUCCUUGUGGAGUAGAUUACAAAUGUUACAUUAUAGUUGUAUUACAUAGUUUGAUUGAUAAUUCACAAAUGAGACAAUAUUAUGAGAUAUUGGACUAGUUAGAUCCAGCAUGGGAUGCAGGAGUAGAGCUUUUUUUUUUUUUUUUUUUUGGUGAACAACCAAGGUAUCCACCGCGAUAGCAGUGACUAAUCCCCUCGCCCCGGGUGCUCCACUUAAGGGUAAAGGCUGGCCAAGAAUCUCUUUCCAUUCCCAAAGGUUGAGGAUCGAACCCCCGACCAAUUGGUUAAGGGACAAAGUGAACAACCACUAUGCCAAGACCACUUGGUUUCAGGAGUAGAGCUUUGCUACUACAUAUAUACUUCCUUCGUACUUUAACAAUUUCAAUGUUUUCUAUUUUGGGAUUUCGUUAUUAAUCAAGAUUCAUUGAGAAUAUCUACUUCUUACCCAUGUCAUUGUACAUUAUUUGUCUCUCUCACAUUUUUAAUUUUCCUUUUUUAAAAAAUAUAUAUGAUUUGUCCAAAAUAUUCAUGUUGAUAAAUUAAGAACAGAAGAAGUAUAAUACUUAAAUGCUGAAAUUCAACAAAAUAGGGUAACUUUAGCAUUUCACAAUGGAGUUGAUGAACAUCUAUUAACGAGGAUAAAGUGCUUAGGUGUGUGGUGUGUCAUGUACUCAUAUCUCAUAUGU
Molecule: messenger RNA, 2111 nt
Organism: Beta vulgaris subsp. vulgaris (sugar beet)
Lineage: Eukaryota; Viridiplantae; Streptophyta; Magnoliopsida; Caryophyllales; Amaranthaceae
Product: LRR receptor-like serine/threonine-protein kinase SIK1
Exons: 1
Coding region: 76-1065 (329 amino acids)
Molecular function (GO): protein binding
Source: RefSeq, a predicted model, not a curated record